This is a messenger RNA of Brugia malayi, 990 nucleotides long. RefSeq lists its product as uncharacterized. The transcript has 5 exons. NCBI's taxonomy places the organism in Eukaryota, Metazoa, Nematoda, Chromadorea, Rhabditida, Onchocercidae. The record is from RefSeq and is a predicted model, not a curated record. Bases 1 to 990 code for a protein of 329 amino acids.
AUGGCAAGUUUCUUCCUAUGUUACGAAUGUGGUACAACGUUCAGUGUGAGGAACGACUUCGAUGAGCACAUUUUAGUACACCAAGCAGUGUCUCUGUGCUAUCAGAUUUAUGAGUUCGACAAAGGAGGGCCGUCUGUUGUUAAGGCUAAGUUGGAAAACCAACACACAUCUUUCAAAGAGAGCUAUAAACCACAAGCUGUUAAGUUAUUGACAACAUUUCGCAAAACAUCUGACUGCUCUCAGAAAAAUGUACGAAAAAUAACAACAACGAAACGGAAAUUAAUGGGUCUUUCUUUUUCUCCUGAUAGUCCAUCUAAAGUACCUUGCUUGAAACAAAAGAAGAACUCCCAGAAUGAUAUAAAAAUUACCAAGGGGAACAAAACACAAGAUAAUUCAGCUGUUAUUGCCACUGUUGGCUCACAACUCAUUCAUCUACAGGUGGAUAGAGAACAUUCUAAAAUGGGAUUAGAUGUGACACUUUCUGCGGACGUUUCUGGAGCAACUCAUACUGAUUUAAUGGAAGAUCAAGUGACAAGUCCACUGAAGCUUGCUGAACUACCAAAAACUGAUAUGACCGUAGCAACGUCAACAAAAUCAUCAGGAGUAAUCAUUCCUUCAUCGCCUUCUACAUCUACAACGUCGGCAAGUGCUCCAGCGCUCCCAAAAUGUUUGAACUGUGAUUAUCGAAGUAGUCAAGGGACAGAUAUGGUCGAACAUGUCGUUCGGGUACAUAAAACGUCUAUCACAAGCCUUGAAAGAGUAGAUUUCGUGGAUGGGAAAUGGUCGGAGGCGGUGAAGCUUGAACCGAGACAGCAGUGUGCUUACUGUGUUCGAACGUUCCGAGACGUGACAGAUUACUUCCUACAUGUGAUAAUCUGCCAUAAAAGAAAUUUAUUAUCACCAGGCGUCAGUAAAUAUAACUGUAUCGUUUACCUUGCUCAUCCUGGCAUGCCCACACAUAUGGUUCGUAUUUUUAUGAAAAGACCGUAA